Molecule: messenger RNA, 3064 nt
Organism: Cryptotermes secundus
Lineage: Eukaryota; Metazoa; Arthropoda; Insecta; Blattodea; Kalotermitidae
Product: MAM and LDL-receptor class A domain-containing protein 1
Exons: 18
Coding region: 77-2431 (784 amino acids)
Cellular component (GO): membrane
Source: RefSeq, a predicted model, not a curated record
UGUGCAGUUCAGUGGUCAGUGGUGUUUUCCCCAUCAGGGUUAUCGGAAGGAAAGGGGUGCUUGCCUGCGCACGAGAAUGGUGACUCCAUUAUACACCGUUUCGAGGAGGAUGACGACUUUGGUGGUGCUUUGGCUUCUUUCUUCUCCUAUUGCUGCUCUCCGAACCUUCGUCACAGACCGUCAUGCAACCGCUGCGAUGGACCGAGUCCGGAGGCAAGAAACACUAGGAGAGACGUGUGACUUCGGUUCUGAUAAUGAUCUAAACACCUGCGAUUGGACUAAUCGCAACGGAUCGAUGCUGCAAUGGCAGAUAGGUUCAGGAUCUUUAUCCAACUGGUUGGGAGGUCCCAGCAGGGAUUCUAGUUUGGGUGACGAUGCUGUAAAAGGAGGGUAUGUGUUCUUUGAAACUUCACUGCUGGGAGCAACACCAGAUACAAGAGCGGCACAGAAUGCUUUCCUGGAUAGUCCUGUGAUGGACACGACGGGAGCCGAGGGCAAGUGCAUAUCUUUCAGCUACUACGUUGACGGACUGAGUGCAGCUGGACUGCGUAUUUUACUCCAUCCCCUCAACGAAGAGGGUCUGCAAGGGGGCUUCGACAGGGUUCUUUGGAGUACGAAGGACCCCACAAAUCAGAAAUGGCUCGAGGCUGAAGUACUGUAUACAUUCAACUCUGUUCAUCAGAUUGUUUUCGAGGGAAUUGCAAAGGAAUCUUCUGACGCGUACCGUCGGUUCCGUGGGUUUGUGGCAGUUGACAAUGUCGCCCUCAAGAUGGGGUUGGGGUGCAAAGGACACUGCACUUUCGAAGGUGGAUUCUGUGGUUGGACAAAUGAUGAAGAAGACGACUUCGAUUGGUCCCUGGGGCGUGGCAGUCACAAUCCUUCAACGGGGCCUGCGACCGAUCGCACUAGCUUCAUGCAUGGGGGGAUGGAAGGAGGUUACGCCUACAUAGACUCCUCUUACCCCCGACGUCCGGGCGACUUCGCAAGAUUAUCGAGUAUGGAAUUCGACGCCACAGAUCCGGACAAACCACUCUGCCUCAGAUUCUGGACGCAUAUGUACGGCAACGGGAUCGGAACUCUGAGUAUUCUCCUGAGUGACACCAGGGAGAACAAGGAACGGGAGAUCUGGAGCCUUUCUGGAGAAGCAGGCAACGCCUGGUACCAAGCAGAACUCCCCAUCUCUUCCCCUAACCCCUUCAUGAUCAUCAUAUCUGGCAAGGUGGGCAAGAACAAUCUGGGAGACAUCGCUCUAGAUGACCUCUCCCUAACUCACGGAAGCUGUCCAACUGCCCCUCAAAUCGCGGCGCCGAUGUCAGGAGACUGCACCUUCGAAGUGGAUGAAUGUGGAUGGACUAACGUUGGGGCAAGAGAUCGAGUGGAUGACAUAGACUGGGACCGCGUGUCCGGGCAGGGUACGCGGACCUCUACCCACGAUCAUACGCUUGGAUCUGAGAAAGGAUUCCUCAUGGCCUUAGCAAGGAAUAAUGUUCAGCGGCCAGGGAGCAGGGCCUGGUUCUCCUUUCAGGAAAUGAAGGCGACUACGCUACCACAGUGCAUGUCGUUUUGGUUUGUGCUGAAUGAACCUUUCAUUGACAACACGGGUCCCAGCCUUGGUUCUCUCACAGUGUACACUAAGAACGCAAACUCCGUGAUGACUCCAAUAUGGAGGCUGUACAAUCACCAGGGCCCAGAGUGGAGAUACGCGCAGGCCCUGAUUCCAGAAACUACGGAGCAUAUGCAAAUUGUGAUAGAGGGAACGUGGGGUUCCAGCAGAGCUAAUGGCUUUAUUGGCUUUGAUGACAUCACUUUCUUCGGAGCAGCAUGUUCCACCAUACCGUCAGGAGCGUACGUUCGGGUAGGUGAGUGUCGGUUUGAAAGGGACACGUGCGACUGGUAUAACGACACCACACAAGAUAAAUCGAGUGCUUCAUGGCGCUUGGCUACUGUAUCCAGGAGACCCGCCAACCUCCCCGAUAAGACUUUCGGAGCUCCAGAGGGAUAUGUCUACUUCGACCUGUUCAACCAGAACGUUGGCAGUAACCCAGUACGCCUCAUCUCUCCCACAAUCAGCGCCGUGGAAGAAAGGUCCCUCUGCUUUACGUUCUGGUUCGCAGUUUUUGGAGCAGGCGAAUCUGCACAGCUGAGGGUCGUGCGUCAGGACAACAGCUCCAGCGACAACGGCGAGAAUCCUCCGCUCGAAAAGGUGUGGGCCUUCGAUGCAAAGCUCAUGGAUACCACACGUCCAAUUUGGUUUCCGGCCCAGGUCGCAGUGGACGCUCAAACUGACUUCCGCAUCAUGUUGGAAGGUCAAGCUAUGAAUGGUGGAUUCGCAGUGGACGACCUCAUGUUCUCUCCUGGGUCCUGUUCAACGAGACCCGAAAAAGCUGCUGUGAAAAGUCAAGAGCUCAAGAAACAAGGCCUAGUCCUGUAGCCGAAUUAAAAUCUACACCUGCACAAAUGUGACAGAGAAACUAAAAUUAAUAUGCCGCUUCAAUUACUCCUGUAUAUUCUGAGCUUAUAUUCUGAAUAAUUUAUAAAUAUAUAUAAUUACAUUUAACCAAUCUCAGAACUCAGUAAUUUGCAGCAGAUGUCUAACUUCUAACAUUACGCAGUGUACAUUGAACAGUAUAUAGGUUAAAAUUCUUGUAAGUUUUGGGAAAUAUUUUCCUCGCCAUCAUAUCCAAGACAACUCCGCACGGACUGUUGGUUUUUCCCUAGAAGACAUGGUCACAUAUCUCCUUGCAAUUUCGAAGAAAACAGACUUCCAGCAUUUAUCUUCACAUAACCCAUGCUUAUACGUGGCACCGUGCUUGUAAACUUGAGUAACUUUAAUUUCUUCAUUAAAUUAAUUCAAGUUAGAAAUAAAAAAUUAUGAGGUUCAAGUUUAAAACAGAAGUAAAUCUGAUAUCUCCCUUUCUUCGAAAUUCACGAGAGUUUCAGAUCUGUCCUGGGAAUGAAGAUUUUUAUCGAGCACUACUAAUAAAUCAUCCAUGUAUUAAUGUCAGAAUUAUGUAUUAUGUACAGAGUUUAUUGUGAAACAAUAUAUAUCAUAUAAUAAUCACAA